Molecule: messenger RNA, 2552 nt
Organism: Momordica charantia (bitter melon)
Lineage: Eukaryota; Viridiplantae; Streptophyta; Magnoliopsida; Cucurbitales; Cucurbitaceae
Product: G-type lectin S-receptor-like serine/threonine-protein kinase LECRK3
Biological process (GO): protein phosphorylation
Molecular function (GO): ATP binding; protein serine/threonine kinase activity
Source: RefSeq, a predicted model, not a curated record
AUGGCUUCUCUACAGAAAUUAUUCUACUUCUUUCCUCUUCUUCUUCUACCAUCCUUUUCAAUUUCUGAGCCUUAUAAAAAUAUCUCUCUGGGCUCAUCUCUCACUGCAGGCGGCGGCAACAGCAACAACAACGGCUCCUACUGGCCCUCCCCAUCCGGUGAUUUUGCUUUUGGGUUUCUACAACUUGGAAGAAAAGGCUUUUUGUUGGCCAUUUGGUUCAACAAAAUCCCUCAAAACACCGUUGUCUGGUCCGCCAAUCGGAACAAUUUGGUACCUGCAGGAUCCACAGUCCAACUCACCACUCGCGGUCAACUCCUGCUCAACGGCCCCGGAGGCAAUCAAACAUGGGCUACAAAUUUACUAGAUAAUAACGCUGCUUAUGCUGCCAUGCUUGAUAGUGGCAACUUCAUCCUGGCUGGGACUGGGAAUGAUUAUUCCCAAUUGUGGCAAAGCUUCGACACACCUACUGAUACAAUUUUACCAUCACAGACAAUCAGCGGAGAUCUUAUUGCUCCUUAUUCAGAAUCGGAUUACUCAGAGGGAAGAUUUCGACUCUCCAUGGAAAGUAAUGGGAAUCUUGUGCUAACUUACCCCGCAACUAUCCCUAUGCGUGCAACUCCCACAUCUUACUGGGAAAGUAAAACGGCAGGCUCUGGAAACAGGCUCGUUUUCAACCUCUCUGCCUCCAUUUAUGUCUCUGCAAGAAAUGAGAGUGCUGUGAAAACUUUGACCUCCAAUGCCCCUUCAACUGAGGAUUUCUACCAUCGAGCCAUUUUCGAGUACGAUGGAGUUUUCAGGCAUUAUGUGUACCCAAAGCCCCAUAAUGCUUCUCCCUGGCCCCAGGCUUGGAGUCGAGUAUCAAAUUCCGUACCUCCCAAUAUUUGUUUGCCAAUAGUCAGUGGCUUGGGAAGUGGGGCUUGUGGGUACAAUAGCUAUUGUAGUAUUGGAGACGAUCAGAGACCAACUUGCCAUUGCCCACGAGGCUAUGACUACCUUGAUCCUAAUGAUGCCAUCAAAGGCUGCAAACCCAGUUUUAUUCCUCAAAGUUGUGACGACCCAAUUCCUGAAAUUGAUGCCUUCGAGUAUUUUCCCAUAGAAAAUUCAGACUGGCCUGACUCCGACUAUGAAGCUUUUCACGGAGUAGAUGAGGACUGGUGUAGAAGAAUUUGUUUGGAGGAUUGUUUUUGUGCUGCUGUCGUUUUCCAAGAAUAUAAAUGUUGGAAGAAGAAAUUUCCUCUUUCAUUUGGAAGAAUUGAUCUUAACUUUACAGGUAAAGCUCUGAUUAAAAUUAGGAGAGAUAACUCUACUUCCAUACUUCCCAAUCGCGUCAAGAAAGAUAGGGACAAAACUUUAGUAGUCAUUGGGUCGGUUUUAUUGGGCAGUUCUGGGUUUCUUAUCUUCAUCUUACUGCCAACCACUUUUCUAAUUGUUCUUGGAUUAAAAAAAAAGAGAUCAAAGAUUAUUGACAGGAGGCCAGAAAUUCUGGGUGUGAACCUAAGAAUUUUCAGCUAUCAGGAGCUGAACAAGGCAACAAAUGGAUUCACAGAGCAGUUGGGAAGUGGUGCUUUUGCUACUGUUUAUAAAGGGAUUAUUGGUUCUAUGGACAACAAUUUGGUGGCUGUUAAAAAGUUGGACAAUGUGGUGAAAGAGGGAGACCAAGAAUUUAAGGCUGAGGUGAGCGCUAUUGCUCGAACAAACCACAAGAAUUUGGUUCAAUUGCUUGGUUUUUGCAAUGAAGAACCACACAGAAUGUUGGUGUAUGAGUACAUGCCAAAUGGUUCCCUCGCAGAUUUUCUUUUCGGGUCUUCAAAACCAAAUUGGUAUCAGAGAAUUCAAGUCGCUAUAGGGACUGCCAGAGGGCUAUGCUAUCUACACGAAGAGUGCGACACUCAGAUCAUUCAUUGCGACAUUAAGCCCCAAAACAUCCUUUUAGACGCCUACUUGGAGGCACGAAUUUCAGACUUUGGAUUGGCCAAACUGUUGAAAAAGAACCAAACUCGAACCAUGACUGCAAUCAGAGGAACCAAAGGUUAUGUGGCUCCGGAGUGGUUCAAAAGCCUCCCCAUUACAGUGAAGGUUGAUGUUUAUAGCUUUGGGAUUCUGUUGUUGGAGAUGAUCUGUUGCAGAAGAAGUUUUGAAAUGAAAGCAGAGAAUGCAGAUGAAAUGGUGUUGGCGGAUUGGGCUUACGAUUGCUUCAGAAAGAGGAGAGUGAAGAUGUUGGUUGAAAAUGAUGAGGAAGCGAAAGAAGAUAUGAAGAGGGUGGAGAAGUUUGUUAUGAUUGCAAUUUGGUGCAUUCAAGAGAAGCCAUUGUUGAGACCUUCAAUGAAGAAAGUGAUACAGAUGCUUGAAGGUGCUGUUGAAGUUUCGACUCCACCCGAUCCAUCACUUUGCUAACAUAAUUUUCUUCCAUGAAUAGUUCUUAGUUUACGAAUGACUAUUAAUUCACGUGAAUAUCUGUUGAAAAUGUGAAAUUAUGCUUGUGGCAGAGGCAGAUUUGUAAUAUACAUUGUUGGUUUAUUAUUAAUUAAAAUUCUCUUUGGUUUGGUGGCGCA